AUGAGUAAGGUAGGAGACUCAAGCAAGAAGUUCCAUGUGAACUCAAGCGGCUUGCUGGGGGCAGAGUCGCUGGAAAAUUUGACUAGCUCACUGGAGAAGUCUUUUUCAGCUUCACCACGUACUUCCCCAUCGAGACCCCGUAGAGCUCGCAAAGAAGCACAAGCAUCGCCCUCUCUAGGGAUACAUCCCCAACCCCAAACUCCGACGGUGUUUAGUCCUGCUGCAUACGAAAUCUCCAAGAAGUUUGGCAAGUUCACAGAGAAAUUCAGCUUUGGCUCGCCGAGGAGCGCGGUGAGUAACUCGAACAACUCACCCGCCUCUCAAAAAAAUAAAUCCAGGCCUUUACAGAGCACCACGGUUACCUCCCCGAGGUUUCAAGAACCUUCGAAGUCGCCCCACAUAUGGAGUACGCCAACAUCGUCGCAGCAAAGCUCACCUCAAUCAAAACGCAAGAAUUCGAUACCAGACUCGUGUAUUUUCUGUGAUCUGCCCCUGCAAUCCAUGCUGCUGUACAAGUCAGAGAACAUGGACCCUGAGGGUAUCAUAGAGCUUAGGUGUCAGCACAGCUGCCAUGAGAAAUGUCUCCUGCUGGAGAUGGAAUUUGUCAAUAUAUCAAAGGUGCAGUCGUCGGCUUCGGUGGCCCCUGUACAAUUCCCUCAUUGUCCCAAAUGUCAUCAGAACGUGCGAGCGGUUCCUGCAUCCCAGGUAGUUGCCGACCAAAUGAUCACUAAUAUCUUGACAGUGCCUGUCAGGAAACCGGAGCCUGCACAUAGUAUUCAUUAUCGCCCGCCGAAUUCUCAGCCGGGCUCCAAUGGGUCCUCUCCACGGAUAACACAGCGCAAUAGGGCCGAUCAAUGGGUGCAUCAAAGACAUGCCAAAAAGCCUUCGCGAGGAUCUUCGAUCUCCGCUGUGUCCUCUAUCAUUUCAUCGGUAUCCGUCCAAACAGUUCCGGAGUCAAGCAGCACGACAACUUUGCCAUUGGGUUCUUCAAGGAUGAAGAGCUCGUGGACGAGCGAUUUCCCGAUAUAUCUCCUGCGGUCGAAGUUCAUUGGGGAGCUAAUAAUGCUACAGUCCCAAAAAUUCGAUACGGUUAGACUUAAUAAGCUAGCCGUGGACUCGUUCGGUGAUCUGCGUCUCGUUGACAAGUUGCAGAUAAGUGAAGACCUUGCGCUGUGGGAUGAGUGCUACUGCUACUUGUUUGAGCGCAUGUUCGUACUUGUGGAUUUGUGCGCUAGCACCAUCAAAACUUUUUCCGUGGACCACUCUUUGAAAUCUCAAAUCCCCUCGCCAACAGUGGUGAAAGUUCAGUUUGACUCUGAGCUGUUGUAUUUGAGCUGUUCGGAGGAGGAGGUUUUGGAAAAAUGGGGUGUGGCGCUGGCCAACCUCAACACGGAAUUUCCAAGCGGUUUGAUCACCACAACAGUGAAGGAGGACGAGUUCUACGAAAUACUGAAAUUUAACGAAACUGAAACGCCCCAGCAGCUUCCGCCAGGCGUGAACCCAAAAUUUUACGAAGCUACCAUCAACUCGCUCGUGUUCAGUCGUAAGCCGUGCGCAAUGAUUAUCGUCAUCAACCAACUAAAUCCCUCGCACCAUUCCUUGGUAUCCAUAAAGAACAUAGUACGCAGUCUAUUAAUGGUCAAGAUUCAGAUACACAUGGUAUUUACUUCUUCUUUGCAGUUGCGUUCCGAGUCGCAGGUGUUGAGCACGCUAAGCUUUGAUAGUGGGGCAGAUGAUGAUGAGAAGGAGAAUCUUUUCAGCAAGAUUGACGAGUACCAUAAGCUGCUAAACGAUGUCACUCCGACUGCUGACGAAAACAGGGUCCAUUGGGGGACCGACGACACUCUUUGUGCUACUUUACAGAACUUUAGAGACAAGUGUCCCCAUUCUGAGCUCGAGGACCUCGCUACCGUGGUAUUGUCGGUUACUCCGCUGAGCGAACUGAGCCGGCUCCCCACGUCGAAAAACAUUUUUGUUGAAAUAAGCACACCCCCAAACUUGAAUGGAUCACAUAGACGAUCAAGCGUUUUCAACGUUACCGGCUGGGAGGAUGCUAUGGAAGCUAUAUGCAGCUACACUGGGCUAGAAUUUGACGACAGUGACUUCGAAGAUACCUCUGACGAAAGUGACGAUGACGAGCGCCCGAAGCCAACAGGAAUUGGCGUUGACUUUUCCUCCAACCAGGCUAAGGAUGGACCAAGAUGGAGCACGCUAUUGAAAGAUCUAGACAAGGCGUUGGAGGAAACAAAAAAACACACUAGUAGAUAG
This is a messenger RNA of Ogataea angusta, 2268 nucleotides long. RefSeq lists its product as uncharacterized. NCBI's taxonomy places the organism in Eukaryota, Fungi, Ascomycota, Pichiomycetes, Pichiales, Pichiaceae. Bases 1 to 2268 code for a protein of 755 amino acids. The transcript has a single exon. The record is from RefSeq and is a predicted model, not a curated record.